ACGAUUGAACUCUUUAAACAGAAAUAAAUAAAUAAAUGCUUGUCCUGGACUGCUCAUUUUCAAAAUGACAUCAGUCCAAUUAAGAUUAAGUUUGAUGCAAGGACCCCAUCCUUGUGGUGGUAUUUGAUUUAGGAAUCUACAGACAAAUGACAUUUGUGAAUAUAAAACUCCAUCUCCUGUAGACAUUUCUUCUCCAGAACUGCAUCUGUUAGAGAAAUUUCAGUUUUUAUUAAUACCAAGAAAAUAUGGAAGGCGAGAUCGUUUGCGUGACUGGUGCGUCAGGAUUCAUUGGGUCUUGGCUUGUCAUGAGGCUCCUGGAACAAGGCUACUUUGUCAGGGCAACUGUGCGCGAUCCUGAAAACAUGAACAAGGUGAAGCAUUUAUUGGACUUGCCAAAAGCCAGCACCCACCUGAGUUUGUGGAGAGGGGAGCUGGUUGAGGAAGGAAGCUUUGAUGAUGUAAUUCAAGGGUGUACAGGGGUAUUCCACGUCGCUACACCUAUGGAUUUCUCUGUGGAUCGAGAUCCAGAGGAAAUGAAUACUUGGAGGACGAUUGGUAUAGCUGAGGCAAAGGAAGGCUCGUAUAUCCGAGUCAAUCCUCACAUCACAUCUACUUCUUUUACUAAAAUUGCUGUUAACACUACACAUACCAACUUUAACAUCUGGCACUAUAGACUUGGGCAUCCAUCUGCCUCAAGGCUAUCUGUUCUUCAUUCUUCUUGUCCUUUUAUUACUAUUUCUAAUAAUAAUUGUCAUGCCUGUGAUAUUUGUCAUUUGGCAAAGCAAAGGAAAUUAUCAUUUCCAAUUAGUGACUCUAAGUCUCUUAAGCCUUUUGAGCUUGUUCAUGUAAACAUUUGGGGACCUUUCUCUAUUGUUUUAAUAAAUGGAUUUAAAUACUUUCUCACUGUAGUUGAUGAUUAUAGUAGAUACACAUGGGUUUUUUUGAUGAAAUCCAAAUCUAAAACCAGAAAUCAUUUACAGUCUUUCAUUCAAAUGGCAGAAACUCAAUUUGAUGCCAAAGUUAAAGCCAUUAGGAGUGAUAAUGGUUCUGAAUUCUCAAUGUCUGAUUUUUAUGCUCAAAAAGAAAUUUUGCAUCAAACUACAUGUAUUGAAACACCUCAACAGAAUGCUAUUAUUGAAAGAAAACAUCAGCAUAUUUUGAAUGUUGCUAGGGCUUUGCUGUUUCAAUUUAAACUGGCUAAACUUUUUUGGUCCUAUUCCAUUCUUCAUGUAGUGUUUCUUAUCAAUAGGUUACCUACACCUCUCCUACAAAAUAAGUCACCUUUUCAUCUUUUAUAUCUCGCUUCACCUGAUUAUCUUUAGCUUAGAAUCUUUGGUUCAUUAUGCUAUGCAUCUACUCUUCUUGCAGGCAGAACUAAGUUUGAUCCUAGAGCCAGAAAAUGUAUAUUUCUUGGCUACAAACAAGGCACUAAGGGUUUUCUUCUUAUGGAUCUCAAAAAUAAAGAAAUUUUCUUAUCUAGGAAUGUUAUCUUUAAAGAAAAUGUUUUUCCUUAUGAUUCUCAUAUUACAGAUUUGUCUACUAUUCCUCAUAUGAAUUCUCUUUUUGAUAUGGACUAUUCAUUACCAUAUACUCCAAUUCAAUUUUCUCAAUCAUCUCCACCUAUAACAGAACCUUCUGAUCCUCAACCUCUUUCUUCUUCUCAACCUACUAGACAUUCUACAAGAUCAAAAAGACCACCUACAUACUAAUAGGAUUAUCACUGCAGCCUUGCUUCCUCAACAACUACCAAUGCUCAUGAUUCCACAGGUAUUCUUUAUCCUUUGUCCUCUGUUUUGUGUUAUCAUUCUUUAACUCCUACUAGUUUUCACUUUACUUUAUCCAUUUCCACCAAUGUUGAGCCUAAAACAUAUACACAAGCUAUUAAAUUAAAUGUUUGGAAAGAGGCUAUAGCUAAUGAAAUCUCAGCUUUAGAGCAAAAUCAUACUUGGAAGCUUGUUGAUUUGCCUCCUAGAAAGGUACCUAUUGGUUGUAAAUGGGUUUACAGGAUUAAAUAUAAAGCAGAUGGUACUAUAGAGAGAUACAAGGCUAGGCUUGUAGGAAAGGGAUAUACUCAGACUGAAGGAAUUGAUUUCUUUGAUACCUUUAGUCUUGUUGCUAAAAUGACUACAAUAAGAAUUCUUCUAGCUCUUGCUGCAAUUAAUGGUUGGCACUUGCAAAAACUUGAUGUUAAUAAUGCUUUUCUUCAUGGAGAUUUGCAUGAGGAGGUGUAUGUGGUGUUGCCACCUGGUUUCCAAUCUCUUAAACCUAAUCAAGUUUGCCAAUUACAAAAAUCUCUAUAUGGUUUAAAACAAGCUAGCCGUCAGUGGAAUUUCCAAACUUUCACAUGCUCUCCUUUCUUAUGGUUACUUGCAAUCCAAAUCUGAUCACUCUCUCUUUGUAAAGGCAAUUGGUGACUCUUUUACUGCUAUUUUGGUCUAUGUUGAUGAUCUUAUUCUUGCAAGGAACAAUAUGGCAGAAAUCAAUUCCUUAAAAAGCUUUAUAGACACAUCUUUUAAAAUUAAAGAUCUUAGAAAUCUUAAAUAUUUUUUGGUGCUAGAAAUAGCAAGGACAACAGAAGGCAUCUCUCUUUGUCAAGGAAAGUAUGCUCUAGAAUUGCUUUCUGAUCUGGAUAUUUGGCUGCUAAGCUAGCUAAAACCCCAAUGGAUUCUGCCACUAAGCUAUCAAAAGAUAAAGGGACUCCAUUGUUUGAUAUUGCUUCUUAUAGACGCUUAGUUGGAAAGCUGUUAUACCUAACCACUACAAAACCUGACUUGUCUUUUGCUACAUAUCAACUUAGUCAGUUCUUGUCUGCUCCUACAGAUUUACAUGAGAAGGCUUUGUAGAGAGUUCUUAGAUACAUUAAAGCCUCUCCUGGUCAAGGUCUUUUCUUUCGUUCUAAAUCUAAAAUUAAACUCAUAGCUUUUAGUGACUUAGAUUAGGGUAAUUGUGAGGAUACUAGGCACUCAAUUACUGGCUAUAAUGUGUAUCUUGGUGAUUCUUUAGUAAGUUGGAAAUCCAAGAAACAGAAUACUGUUUCAAGGUCAUCUUCUGAGGCAGAAUACAGGACACUUGCUUCUACAACUUGUGAGCUACAAUGGAUACUUUACAUUCUGAAUGAUUUUUGUGUUCCUCAUCCUUAGCCAGCUAUCAUUUACUAUGAUAAUCAAUCUGCCCUUCACAUAGCUGCUAAUCCAACAUUUCAUGAAAGGACAAAACAUAUUGAGCUAGAUUGUCAUUUGGUUCGAGAGAAGGUUCAGCAGAGUCUCAUCAAACUUCUGCCUAUUUCAUCUACUGUUCAAUUAGCUGACAUUCACACCAAACCUUUAGGUGUUGCUCCUUUUCAUGCUAUCAUGCUCAAGCUAGGAAUGCUCAAUAUACAUUCUCUAGCUUGCGGGGGGGGUUUUACCACAGGAUAUAGAGAAUGGAUAGUGUGAUUUACUGGCAGUUAUUAUAUAACUUAUUUUAGUUUAGUUUGUUACUAUUUGUUAGGUAGCUCAGUUAUAGUUCAGUUAGUUUAGUUGAGAAGUUGUUAUUUUUCGCUACUCUAGUUGGUUAGCUUAACUUUUUAUAUAUAAGACUUUGAGCUCAGCUCCUUAAUUCAAUUAAUUCAGUUUUCUCUUCCAUACAAAUCUAAUACUUACCCUUUUCUCCAUCUAUCUAUAUAUCUAUCUAGAUGUGGGUCCGGUUUGAUUCCGGAUUGAAACUGGUUUGAUAGUUUCAAUUUGAAGGGUUGAGAGCUUGGAAUCGAACAAAGAAGUCUGAUUAGUUUUGAUCUCAAUUCUAUUUUCUAGUCUGAUUUCAAUUUGAUUAAGUUCAAUUCUGAUUCAGUUUAUUUGGUUUGAUCAAAUUCAAUGAUAAAAUAAAUUUUAAUCUUUUAUUUUCUAAAAAUUGAAAAAUCUAGUUUUGAUUAAAAUCAAACUGAACCAAACUAAAAUUCAUCCAAUCUAAUUUCGACUUAAUUCAAUACAAUUUUAAUAAAAUUUGAAUUUAAUUGAUUUUCGACCUAAUUUAAAUCCUUUUUGGUAUGAUUCCAAUUAAAUUCAGACGAAGCCUAUGUCUAAAGCCUACAGUAAAUUUGAUAA
Messenger RNA from Hevea brasiliensis (rubber tree), 4082 nucleotides. RefSeq names its product bifunctional dihydroflavonol 4-reductase/flavanone 4-reductase. Gene Ontology annotation, biological process: DNA integration; anthocyanin-containing compound biosynthetic process. Gene Ontology annotation, molecular function: dihydroflavanol 4-reductase activity; nucleic acid binding. The transcript is spliced from 3 exons. NCBI's taxonomy places the organism in Eukaryota, Viridiplantae, Streptophyta, Magnoliopsida, Malpighiales, Euphorbiaceae. The coding region runs from base 246 to 1322 and encodes 358 amino acids. The record is from RefSeq and is a predicted model, not a curated record.